UAAAGAUUCACAUCACUGUGAAAAAAAAAAUGACAAAACCUGAGCGUUCUUUCACACUUUCAUCCACCACAAUUUUCAUCAUGCUCACUAGUGCUGUGUUUGCCUCUCUAUUUGUACUAGCCAGUGCACAGUCAUGGAAGCGGGGUCCAUUUAUCGAGGCCGUCACAGACUGCUCCCAGUUCCCAUCAUACAAUAAUGACACGAAAAUGGCCGGGCCCUGGACACUCAAGGUCGAUAGCUGCUACAAUGCAACCGCGACUGCGGGGUUAUGCAGCAUCGAGGGCUUCGAGACUGGAAGUGACAUCACACGACAACGAGAAGACACACCGAAUACGAUCGAGCAUGGAUUUCUCACGAUCGUAAGCGACAACAACAAUAUCAAAACCCAACUCCGCUGCAACGGCCUCCUAAACACAAUCGAAGCAAACGUCCUCUCCGGCCCCGGCGCCGGCUCCCUGAACUGGCAUGCCGUCGGGAUAGACCACCACCCCAGCACAGGGCGACUGGUCUGGGGCAAACCCUACUCCGAGCCUGUACAGGCAUACAGACGCUACCACCAUGGUGUAGCCGCUGACGGCCUCUUCCUCGGAUCGAACAAUGAGACGAAUUGGAGUGUGCACUCUGCUGGGCGGGAUGUGAGCUUUACGGAUAUGAAGCCGUAUUGGGUUAUGCGAUUGAUGAUUCCCGAGACGAAGAUUCGGGAGAAUGAGUUCAGGACAUCCAUUCGGAUUGAUGGCAGCUGACUUUGCUUUCCUUUGCGCUCAUUAUAUGGGUGUGGCUCUUGUGUUUCCUGUUAUUAUACCCCCGUGCAUGCAUACUGGUGGUUGUGCUACGUCUAUUUUGUACAAUACCCUAGCAAAUGUUCCUCAACGCUUCCCAUUUUCAUGGCAUAAA
Penicillium samsonianum is the source of this 894-nucleotide messenger RNA. RefSeq lists its product as uncharacterized. Bases 30 to 743 code for a protein of 237 amino acids. The record is from RefSeq and is a predicted model, not a curated record. NCBI's taxonomy places the organism in Eukaryota, Fungi, Ascomycota, Eurotiomycetes, Eurotiales, Aspergillaceae. The transcript has 2 exons.